Molecule: messenger RNA, 1556 nt
Organism: Ceutorhynchus assimilis (cabbage seed weevil)
Lineage: Eukaryota; Metazoa; Arthropoda; Insecta; Coleoptera; Curculionidae
Source: the annotation of a GenBank genome assembly
GUCAUCAUCAAUCCACCCCAAGAAAAAUUUUAGCAAAAGAAAAAAUCAGUGAUAAAAUGCCUUAUCAUAUCAUAAAAUAUGUCAAUGUCAACUGCAUCUUCCACCUAUAGUGAAUUUAAAGAUAAAGAAGUCCAAACCGUAAUUAAAGUAUUUCCAUUCGUACUACCGUCUUUUGUGAAUAGAGCCUCGGUAACAGCAGGCAAAAAAGUUAGUACGUCCGUCAUAGCGGAUCCUUCGCCGGUCAACUAUCAAUUCUAUCACCUUCUACAAUAUUGCCCGUACCACGACAUCCAGCUCGACAGCUUACGAGUGAUAGACUUGCCAAGAGAAACUAGACUACAAUUUAAUACACGAACAUUUUCCGAAGAAACUUUGAAGAGAAUUUCUUUGGCUGACGACGAUGGCGUAGCUGAAGUGUGUGACGACUUAUUGUUAAGGCUGAGAACUGGAAACAGAUCAACUUUUAGGGAAACUGCUACGCAAACAGAUUUAACGCAAAGAACCGUCCACCUUAGUCCAGAACAAGUGUCCGAAGUCUACGAAAAAUAUUACGGAACUCCUACGUUUCCUCAUAUGGUGGUUACAGUAAGUGCCGCACCAAUUUUGGUACUUUCGUUGCAAGCGUUGAAGGCAGUGGAAAAAUGGAAAACUAUGAUUGGUCCAGCGGGUACUUUGCGCGAAGAGUGGUUCUUUCCUCGCAGCGUCAGAUACAGGUUCGGGUUAUUGGGGGAUUUCCCUAAUGCUUUGCAUGGUUCUGAAGGUGCUAAUGAUGCCAGGAGAGAAAAUCGAUACUUUUAUCCAAGAGAUAUACAAGAGCCAUUGCCAUUUGAAGCAGCCAAAGUUAAAGAUUAUAUUACUACUUUCAUAAAGCCGAUUUUACUAAAAGGUUUGGCUGAAAUCGUACACAAAAAGCCAAUAGAUCCAGUUAUAAGUUUGGCGGAAUGGUUGCUUUUACAUAAUCCUAACCAACCGGAGGUUGCUGAUUUUAUUGCAUUAACACCAACAUAAAAAGAAUAUUUUGUAUUUAUAUAUUUUUUAUAUUUUGGCUAAUAUAAUAACAAUCAAACAAAAAUAAUUUUGAAUUUAUGGACACAUAUUGACCUUAUGGCAUAAUUUUCCAUCAGGAAUAGUCUGCAGCAGAGUCAUCCAUUUUUGCCAAUUAAUGUUAACUUCUGCAUGGCACUACAACACAAUUGAUUUAUUUGAAUUUAAUUAACAUCUCAAUUGAACUACUUACAAUAGAUCCAAAUUCCAGAGGCAGUAUGUCGCAAAUUUUGUUGAUUCCAGCAUGAACUCUGGUCUUAAAAUUUGGUAUUUUGAAGAUGAACUUCACCAAAUGGCUUAUACCUUUACAGGCUUCGCAUCGAUCACUAGCUGAAAUAUACAGUAAACAUAUUUUAUUAGGUUGUCAAUAAGUUAUGAUUCUUCACUCACCAUUGUUAUUGUCGUCAUAUAUUUGCCUUGCAUGACACAUCUCAAUGGUCUGACAAACUUGAGCUUCUUGAAAAUGUUCCAAAGUGCCUAACCAUGUCAGCCAAUGUGUACGAAUUUCGCUA